Molecule: messenger RNA, 3089 nt
Organism: Bemisia tabaci
Lineage: Eukaryota; Metazoa; Arthropoda; Insecta; Hemiptera; Aleyrodidae
Source: RefSeq, a predicted model, not a curated record
UUCAGUUUUGUCCGUAUGACAGCAGUAAAAUUUAACCUCAAUAAGCAGUGUAAGUUAUCGGUAAUUGAUUACAGAAAAACUCAAUACUAUCAUGGCAUCGAAGACAUUUAAAUGCGGAAUAAAGGCCUCUAAAUGUGCGAAUUACGCUCGUAUUACAAAGAUGGAUACCUUUUACGAUAAAAUAAAGAAAUCGAUUUUUCUCCGCUGCAAGGACCUCGGUCGUGGAACUUCAGCCCCUGUCGCAUAUGAUACAGGAUGGGUGGCUAGAAUCCCGGACGUUGACUUGAUGAACCCUGCGUUUCCAUUAUGCUCUCAGUGGUUGCGAGACCAUCAAAAUCAGGACGGAAGCUGGGGAGACUGUUCGCUAGCAUGCAAUGGAGUCAUGAACACAUUGUCCGCGGUCCUUGGCCUGUCGCAGUGGAAACAUCCGGAUGAUGCAUAUAGGAUAAAAAAAGGCAUAAAUGCAGUGCAUAAUUUAGCAGGACGGUUACCGUCGGAAGUAACACCGAGUUUUGACUUACUUAUUGCACGCUUAAUCGAAGAGGCGCUUGAGCUACGACUAGAUUUUCCCUAUGGAGACUUUGAAAGAUUCCGUGAAAAUGGUCGCAAAGAGCUGAAAAAAAUAGAAAAUAUCUUGCUGACGAACCGACCUACUAAGCUUUGGGCCUUUUUGGAGGCAUCAGGGAGUAAAUUUAACCUGGAUUUAGAGUACUACCGUCAAGAAAUAGUAGAUAACGGGCUCAUAGGAGUUCAACCUUCGACAACGGCAUUUUUAUUACGGCAGGCACGGAUGGAAGGUAGAAACUUUCCAGAGGCGGAAUGGGUCCUCGAAAAGCUUGUCAUAGACAAUAAUGGAGGGAUCCCUCAUGUGGUCUUUCCAGAGGAGUUCGAGAUCAUCUUCGGACUUCAAUUCUUGUUCGCGGCUGGGAUCGACUUCAGAAAAAAUUUGGAACACGGUGUUACAAAGAGAGUUGUUGAAAAAUGCAUGCAAAAACUAAAUUUAUUUGAUAGCGCCAGAUUUUCUCUUGAAAGUAUUUUCCCAGACGAAUUUUGUGAAGCAUCCUCUAGGGCGAUGCUAAAACGAUUCUUCAAAGAGGAGUUUGAUGAUGGAUCUGGAACUACUCGAGAAAAGGCGGAGGCGGGGGAUUUAACGACAUGCUACGAACUGGCGGACUCUGAUUGGUUAAAAGAGCGGAUUUUUUUGGAUCGUCUGACCGGAAAAGAUUGCGCCCAUAGGGAUUCUAUGAUAAACCGCAUUUUUGAAUCAAAAGAAGUCGACAAAAAAGAGUUACUCCCGAUAGACACUUAUUCGGAUCGUCCUCCGGUGGAUCAGACCGAAAAAAAUUCAAGCGAAUUUCUUUCACCGAACAAAAUUGAUGGAUCUCUUCUGCGUCCACUCAAGAAUAUUUCGAAAUUUUUCAAAGCAAUGCAACUUGUUCUUUAUUCCCCUUCUCCAUCAAACAGACACGACGUGGCUUGCCUGUUGACAAGCAGCCAAAACAAAGACGGAGGUUGGGGCAGCAAAGAUUCAUCAAACGGCGAGGAAACGGCAUACGCAAGCUUGGCUCUUUUCAGUAUGUUCCGCCAAAAUGCGGAUAUUCUGAAUAAAAUUGAUUUUCCAAAACUUGUGCAGUUCAUGACUAAUGUUGAUGUGCCUCUGGCAAGGUGUUCCUGGUCAUUUAAAGUGAAUUUUCAAUCACCAGCUUUGACUGAGCUGGCGUGGAGUACGGCUAAGUAUGCCGUUUUUCAAAUGGAGUCGCUCUACACGAUGACUGUUAUAGUGAACGAAGAGAAAUUGGAUACUUCUGAAAUCGAUAUAUUCGCCCCAACGCCAAAUACAACUUUCUUGCCAAUCUUCACCGGCGUUAUGCUCCGGCUAAAACCUGAGCCUCAGCUCGAGGAUAUUGCAAUCGACAAACAAGCUAUGAUGCAAGCUGUAACUGAUGCCGUAUUUGGGGGUGAGCUUCCGUCUACCUACAUUCAAAGUUUAAUCGAGGUUUCGUUAGUUUUUAGUUCUUGCAUUCACCCUGUGAAAUUGUCCAUGUUGGAAAGGAUGGUUGAAACUCUGCUGUGUACUGCAGUAUUUAUUCUGGAUGAUAUAACCGACCUUCACUUGCCGGGGAAAAGGGGGUUUGAAGAUUCGCAGAGAAACCUCUACAACCUGACAAUUGACAUUUUAGAGGGCAAAACGAGGGAGCAAAACUUGGAGGCUCCAGUCGAUUUUCCAAAUUCUGAAUGCGUAGUAAAAAUGCUAUCGCAUUUUCGACAUUUUGCGGAACAGAGAGGCUCUGAGGUGAGCUAUCUCGUUGAGGAAUGGUUUAAAAACUUCGGCGAGGUAAGUAUGGCUACUUACCGAGACAUGUGUCGGAGCAUCGCACCUACUACGGAGAGAUACCUCCAGCUGCAAUCCGUUGGAAGCGGCCUUAUGUUUCUCACGGAGUUGAGUUGUCUUGUAGAGGGUUUGGCUGGCUCAAGAGAAUUUAAAAAAUCCACUGUUUGCAAAAAAUAUUUUGCAAGUGCUAACAAAGCUGCUAGAUUGGGACUUGAUAUAGGUAGUGUUAUGAAAGACGUAGGAGAAUCGACCCUUGAAAACUAUUGUUUAAGGCUGGAGAACGAAUUUGGUAUGUCGUUGAAUGAAUCUUUAGAGAUGGCAACCAAUGAAUAUAAUAAAGAAGUCUUGAAUAUGUUUAUGCUGAAGAAAAUAAUGCUCCAAGAUUCGACACUGAAGGAUGAUAAAGAAUUGGCCAAAUACUUGCAGGUGCUAGAGAGUGUUUUGGACGGACUACUAGAAUGGAGUUUCGAUACCUCACGUUACAAAACUGAAUGGACGUACACAAUUACCAGGUGUGAGCAUCAGAAUCGGACACUGGAAUAUGUUCAAAAGCUUUGUUUUUCUCAUGAACAACUCAUCACUUACCACAUCGAAAAAAAAUCGUACUGUACAUUGAGAGAAACGUUCGAUCGUACAUGAGCUGAGUGUUUAAUGAACUGUAUCUGCUGAAGUAUAAUUUGAUAUUUAUAUUUUUUUUGCCAGGUGAAUAAAUUUGUAAGGCAGGUAAAAUAUAAAAAAGUAGGCUUAUAACAAUUAA